Messenger RNA from Carya illinoinensis, 2715 nucleotides. Its product is annotated as 2-isopropylmalate synthase 1, chloroplastic-like. The coding region runs from base 600 to 2513 and encodes 637 amino acids. The record is from RefSeq and is a predicted model, not a curated record. Gene Ontology annotation, cellular component: chloroplast. Gene Ontology annotation, biological process: L-leucine biosynthetic process. The transcript has 12 exons. Gene Ontology annotation, molecular function: 2-isopropylmalate synthase activity. Lineage: Eukaryota; Viridiplantae; Streptophyta; Magnoliopsida; Fagales; Juglandaceae.
UCUAUUGAAGGGUGAGUAAAUUGUUGUUCAUGGAGGAAAGCAUUCCUUCUUUGCCAUAGGGAUCGAGCCACAUAAGCAAAACAAGCCAACUCCUUGCUAUGCAACCUGUCAACCAUCUGUUUAAAGAUCUGAGCAAAAUCGAGAUGAGUAAUCGCCAUCUUCUGCAUUUUCUUAGCACCGAUCAUCCAAAUCUCUGGACUUUUCUUCCUUGUACGAGGAAAACAAGCCAACUCCUUGAUAUGCAACCUGUCAACCAUCUGUUUAAAGUUCUGAGCAAAAUCGAGAUGAGUAAUCGCCAUCUUCUGCAUUUUCUUCGCACCGAUCAUCCAAAUCUCUGGACUUUUCUUCCUAGUAUGAGGAAAACAAGCCAACUCCUUUCUAUGCAACCUGUCAACUCCUUGCUAUGCAACCUGUCAAUCAUCUGUUUAAAGAUCUGAGCAAAAUCGAGAUGAGUAAUCACCAUCUUCUGCAUUUUCUUAGCACCGAUCAUCCAAAUCUCUAGACUUUUCUUCCUUGUAUGAGGAUCCAUAUUAUAAGCAUCUUUACUAAGUAGGGCGGCGGCUUUUACAGAUUAAUCAUUGCAUCCCUCUCCGGUCUCCAUGGCCUCCAUUUUCACAAACCCCAAAUUCUACUCCACAACUCCUGCAACCUCCAUUUUCGCUUCCGGUCCCUCCAACCCAACCAUCCCACACCGCUCUCUGCUCCACUUCUACCCCAAACUCUCCUCACACCCUCCUCCUUUCCCCUAUGCCUCCACUAGAAAAGCCGCCGUCUCCUGGUCCCAGCAACAACAAACCCCGCCGAUAACGGCUACAUACCCCACGCCAAAGCGACGCCCCGAAUACAUCGCCAACCGCAUCUCCGACCCCUCCUAUCUCCGCAUCUUCGACACCACCCUCCGCGAUGGCGAGCAGUCCCCCGGUGCCUCCCUCACCUCCAAGGAAAAACUAGACAUCGCCCGUCAGCUCUCUAAACUCGGGGUUGACAUCAUCGAAGCCGGCUUCCCCGUCUCCUCCACGGACGACUUCGAGGCUGUCAAGACCAUUGCCAAGGAAGUAGGUAAUGCAGUCGAUAAGGACGGCUACGUUCCGGUCAUCUGCGGUUUCGCCCGUUGCAAUGAGAAGGAUAUACGGACGGCGUGGGAGGCGCUGAAGUACGCGAAGCGGCCAAGGAUUCAUACCUUUAUAGCAACCAGUGCUAUUCACAUGGAAUACAAAUUGAGGAAGACGAAAGCGAUGGUUGUUGAGAUUGCCAGGAGUAUGGUGAAGUUUGCCCGGAGUUUGGGCUGCGAGGAUGUCGAGUUUGGUGCUGAAGAUGCUGGGAGAUCGGACAGGGAGUUUCUGUAUGAAAUAUUGGGUGAAGUUAUCAGGGCUGGAGCCACAACUAUAAACAUAGCUGAUACUGUGGGUAUUAAUGAACCAAGCGAAUUUGGAAAACUGAUUGCUGACAUAAAAUCCAAUACACCUGGAAUAGAAAACGUUAUCAUAUCAAUUCACUGCCAAAAUGAUCUUGGACUUUCUACUGCUAACACUGUAGCGGGGGCAUGUGCGGGUGCAAGGCAGCUGGAAGUAACCAUAAAUGGCAUUGGUGAAAGGGCAGGGAAUGCUUCACUUGAGGAGGUUGUGAUGACCUUAAAAUACCAUGGGGAGGUUCUGUUUGGAGGUCUCUAUACUGGGAUUAAUCCCCGACAUAUCUAUAUAACAAGCAAGAUGGUUGAAGAAUACACCGGGAUGCAUGUGCAGCCACACAAAGCUAUUGUUGGUGCUAAUGCAUUUGCUCAUGAAAGUGGUAUCCACCAGGAUGGAAUGCUUAAACACAAAGGCACAUACGAGAUAAUAGCUCCUGAAGAUAUUGGCUUCGAACGAUCCAAUGAAGCUGGAAUUGUCCUUGGAAAACUUAGUGGACGCCAUGGUUUGAAAAAGCGACUUGAAGAGCUUGGUUAUGAGCUUGACAAUGAGCAACUUGAGGGUAUAUUUUGGCGCUUCAAAGCAGUAGCUGAUCAGAAAAAGAGAGUUACUGAUGCUGAUUUGAGAGCAUUCGUUUGUGAUGAAGUUUUUCAGCCAGAACUUGUUUGGAAACUUCAAGAUCUGCAGGUUACAUGUGGGACUCUUGGUCUUUCUACGGCAACUGUUAAACUUAUCGAUGCUAAUGGAAGAGAGCAUGUUGCUUGCUCAGUUGGAACAGGGCCAGUAGAUUCAGCUUACAAAGCUGUUGAUCUUAUCGUGAAGGAGCCUGUAACCGUUCUUGAGUACUCUCUGACUGCAGUCACAGAAGGCAUUGAUGCAAUAGCUACCACCCGUGUUCUAAUUCGUGGGGAUAACAGUCGCACAACCACUCAUGCCCAUACUGGAGAAGCAGUUCAUCAGACAUUUAGUGGGAUUGGCACAGAAAUGGAUAUUGUUGUUUCUAGUGUCAAGGCCUAUAUUGGUGCGUUAAUUAAGAUGUUGUUAGGUUUCAAGGAGAAGAAGUCCCGGGAUAACGCUGCAGCAGAGAGAACGGCCAUCUCUGCUUGAGGAGCUGUGCAAAUUCAUCACAUUUGCAUGAUACCUACACAAAACCGGUUAGGAUCAUUAAUCAAUGUGAUUCUCUCGUUGUUUGACUGCUGGAUUUUCCCUCUUAAAUUUGUAAUUUGAUGGGGAUGAAAUCUGAUGUAUAUUAUACGCAGAUAUCUUCUUUUUGGGUUAGUGACGUUGCAAUAAAUUAGAUAUUGCUGUA